AUGGAUGCAUCUCAGGAUGAUGUUGCUAAUGCUAAUGCUAAUGCUAAUAACAAUACACAACAAGGCGUUGUUCGUGGAAAAACUGAUCCUGCAUGGGAGCAUGUUGCAUUCAGGAAAGAAGGAAAAACUAAUUGCUACACUUGUCUUCAUUGUGGAACUGAGUACAGAGGAGGUGGCAUAAAUAGAAUGAAGCAGCAUCUUGCUCGUUUACCAGGCCAAAUUAGCUAUUGCAGGAAGGUUCCUGAAGAUGUUAGUCACCGAAUGAAUGUGGCAUUGGAAAGUAUUCAAGCUAAGAAAAAUAAUGUUGAAGUCAAUGAAGCAUACAAUGGACCAACUCAAAAUGAUGUGAUUGAAACAAAUGAGUCUUCCCCAUUGAAUAGUUCACUUCCUCCUACUCAACAGAAAAGUAAAAGGAAAGCUACUGCAAAUAUUAGUGACUUUUUUGCUCCUAGGACAACUCCUGGCUCUCAACCAACCCUUAAAAGUGUUUGGGCUAGCAAAGAAGCAGUACAUAAAGCUCAUAUGGCAAUUGCAAGAUGGUUAUAUGAUGCUUGUAUUCUAUUUAAUGCAACCCAAUCACCUUAUUUUCAAGCUGCUGCGGAUGCUAUUGUUUCUAUAGGUCCUGGUUUUAAAGUUCCAUUUUAUCAUGAAGUAAGGGUUAAUUUGUUGGAAGAUUGUAAGAAAGAGUGCCAGUUGCUUGUUGAGACUUAUCGGGAAAGUUGGGCUAAAAGAGGAUGUACAAUCAUGGCUGAUGAAUGGAGUGACCAAAGACAAAGAACUCUGAUAAACUUUCUAGUUUAUUGUCCUGAUGGUAUGACAUUUGUGAAAUCUGUUGAUGCGUCUAAUGUUGUUAAAGAUGCUGGGACAUUGUGCAAUUUAUUUUCUGAAGUUAUUGACUGGGUUGGGCCUGCCAAUGUUGUCCAUGUAGUAACUGACAAUGCCGCUAAUUAUGUUGCUGCUGGUAAAUUGAUACAUGACAAAUAUGAAACAAUUUUUUGGUCUCCUUGUGCUGCACACUGUAUGAAUCUUCUUUUGAAGGAUAUUGGUAGCAUGCCUCAUAUUGCAGACCUUGCUUCAAAGGCUUCGAAGGUAACCAUCUUUGUGUACAAUCACGUGGUUUUCUUAUCUUGGCUUAGGCAAAGAGAUGGGUGGAAAGAAAUUGUUCGUCCUGGAGUGACUCGGUUUGCCACUGUUUUUUUGACAUUGAAGAGUAUUCAUGACCACAAGAGUCACUUGCAAGCUUUAGUGUUGCAUAGCCACUUCACUAGUCACAGGUUAUCCAAGUUAGCAGCAGGAAAGGCUGUAAGUGCUAUCAUUCUAGACAAUAGGUUUUGGGAUCACUGCUUUCUUAUAACAAAUCUUGUAGCUCCACUUAUUCGAUUACUGAGAAUUGUUGAUGGAGAUGAAAAGCCUUCUAUGGGUUACGUAUAUGAGGGCAUGCAAAGGGCAAAGAAUGCAAUCAAGACAAUGCUUCAAAAGAAGAAAGAUUUGUAUAAGCCUUACACAGAAAUUAUUAAAGCGCGAUGGGAUAGACACUUAAAGCGCGACCUUCAUGCAGCCGCUUAUUUUUUGAAUCCUGCAUUCUCUUAUGAUGAAAAGUUCCAAGAGAAGAAUAGGGUAGUGCAGGAACUUCUUAAAAUAUUUAAUAUCAACUCAUUUAAUAUUGACUUGACAAAGGCCAUUCAAGAGAUGCAACUGUAUCGUGAGCGGAAAGGAAGUUUUGAAUCCAAUGGUGCUAAAAAAGUGGCAAAAACAAUACAAGCUGAUCAAUGGUGGGUAUGCUACGGGGGUGAUGCUCCAAUUUUGCAAAAGCUUGCAAUCCGUCUUCUUGGUCAAACAUCAUCUUCCUCUGGUUGUGAGAGAAAUUGGAGCUUAUUUGAACGUAUCCAUACAAAGAGAAGAAAUAGACUUGAACAUAAAAGACUAAAUGAUCUUGUUUAUGUUACUUACAACUUGCGUUUGAAGAACAGGUUGGUUCACAACAAGAAAGCUUAUGAUCCUAUUGAUUAUGAAUCCAUUGACAAUCUUGAUUUUUGGGUUGCUGAGGAAGAAGAAACAACCCCUGAAUUUGAUGCUGAUGACAUUGAUGAUUUUCUUUUUACCCAUAACUCAACUCCAGUAGUUGGUCAAACAUCAAGAACUAAUGGAGGUGAAAAUGUUGGAAGCUAUGGUGGUGCAGCUAGUGGAGCAUAUGAAGAUCCCAACAUAUCGGCAUAUGAUGGAGUUGAUCUUAGUGAUUGUUAUGACUUAUGA
Molecule: messenger RNA, 2253 nt
Organism: Lotus japonicus
Lineage: Eukaryota; Viridiplantae; Streptophyta; Magnoliopsida; Fabales; Fabaceae
Exons: 5
Coding region: 1-2253 (750 amino acids)
Molecular function (GO): DNA binding; protein dimerization activity
Source: RefSeq, a predicted model, not a curated record